Suillus subaureus is the source of this 1320-nucleotide messenger RNA. RefSeq lists its product as uncharacterized. Lineage: Eukaryota; Fungi; Basidiomycota; Agaricomycetes; Boletales; Suillaceae. Bases 1 to 1320 code for a protein of 439 amino acids. The record is from RefSeq and is a predicted model, not a curated record. The transcript is spliced from 7 exons.
AUGAAUCACAUAGAGGGUGAUAAUGAACUUCCGGGGUACACACCUCAAGCCGGUAGCAGCGUAGCUCCACUAGACGCCUUAACCCCCGGUUCUGAACACACCAUAUCGCUUGAAGACAGCAAGGGACACAAAUGGCUUCUCCUUUCGGUGAAAAGUCGUGCUCCUUCCCCGGAGUCUUGGCCAGUAUUUCGUGCUGGCGAUCUCAUCUCGGGGAGCGUGACUCUGGACAUUUUGAAGUCAGAAUCAUCCAAGGCUAUUAUAGUAACAGUGACAGCUGCGACUACUUCAAUUGGACAGGAAGGGCAAAGUUUUCUUGUUAUCGAGAAGGAGUUGUGGACUCCAGCGAUGGCCCUUCCUGAUGGAUCCAUGGCGUCCAAACUCGAGAAAGGCCAUUACACAUGGCCUUUCGAAAUAGCACUUCCAGACGAGACGGAAGUUUUGGACCGUAAAGAGAAGAAGAGAUUCCCCCUUCCGCCUUCAUUCACAGAGCGAGCCAGUCCCGCUUACAUCAACUACAGGAUUACUGUCAUCAUUAAGCGGGGCGCACUGAGAGUGAAUCAAACUUUAACCACGGAUUUUGCAUAUGUCCCGAAUACGAAACCGGAACUUCCAUCUGCUAUGUUACAGAAAGCAUAUAAAGAAAACAUUCCAUUCGUUGGUCCUGAAGGUGAUCCGGAGGGGUGGUACAUCCUUCCAUCAGUCACUAUUACAGGCACUCUUUUUGGUGCCAAGAGAGGGAAUGUCGAUUUUAACCUAGCACUAGCCAAACCACUCAGUUAUGCUCGUGGUUCUGCAAUGCCACUAUGGCUAACUUUUACAGGCUCAGACGAGCAAGCUCUCGAUUUACUCGCCAAUCACCAAGCCAUCCGUGUUUUCCUGAAGCGAUCAUUAGCUACAGGCUCGGACGCAACAAGUGAUCAUGCUGGGAAGCAUACAGACAACUUCUUCGUUCAAACAAUAGCACGUGCUGUUUUCUGGCCAGCUAGGGACGCCAGUACUACGGGGAAGCGGAUUCUCCAAGGUGAAGUGAACUUAAAGAAGGCAUUCAAACAGAGUGUUGUUUUCCCCCGAUUUUCUGUGAGGUACCAUCUAGAAGUUCAUCCUUUCGAAGCAGCUGGCUUCGUACAUGCACCGCAUGUCUCCGGCCCACUACUGACACAACCAGUUAAUGUGACAUCUUUCCACGCCACUGGCAUUGUAAUGCGCUCCUUUGCACCACCCAACUAUGCAGAGGAAGUUGAGAAUUUGGACAACUCUGUUGGUUUGCUAGAGAAUGGAAACCAGCGCUUCUACCAUCACGGAGGGUACGGAAUCUCCUGA